AUUGAAAUCACGUCUUUUUGUCCUCUUUCAGCACCCAUGGGGGUUCUUAACUGUUCCACAUGUGCAGCACAAACUGAAGCAGCGUGUACCGCGCUUCAGACGACAAGAGAAUGUUUCAUGGACCAAUUGUGUCUUACAUUGGAAACUUUUACAACAACAAAUCAAACCAGUUUCAUCAAAGAUUGUUUUCCGUCUAUGACUUGUUCUGUUCCUUCCGUACUUUGUGAUAUGUUAAACCAAACUUCCAACGGAACAAUUCUCUCCUGUAAUCCAGAGUGUUGUAACACCAGUUUGUGCAAUGCUGGAGUCUCACCAGUGAUCCCAACCUCUGGAGCCCCAUCAACUGCU
This is a messenger RNA of Porites evermanni, 348 nucleotides long. The record is from the annotation of a GenBank genome assembly. Lineage: Eukaryota; Metazoa; Cnidaria; Anthozoa; Scleractinia; Poritidae.